AUGACUAAACCAGUGAACUCAACUUAUGGAGUUAGUCUUUGGAGGUCUAUAAGGGUACUAUGGCCAGCUCUAAAGAGUCAAGUUUCAAUCAGAGUGCUAAAUGGUAACAGGACAUCCUUCUGGAAUGAUAAUUGGCUGGGGAAUGGAGCUUUGAAGGAUCUAUUCUCUGACAUAUAUGCUCUAGCUCAUCACCAACAGAGAUCUAUAGCUAAAAUGUGGUCACCUCAAGGUUGGGAAUUGAUACUCAGAAGAGACCUGAAUGAUUGGGAGAUAAGUAGAAUGGCUGAGUUCUACAAACAACUGGAUGACUUCACAGGAACUCAAAACGGGGAUGACACAUUGAGAUGGCAGGGACAUAGUAGUGGAAAAUUCAGUGUUAAUGCAGCCUAUAAAAUGAUAAACCAACCAACACCCCAAGUCACCAACUGGCCCUGGAAGCAUAUUUGGAAGACCAAGAUACCAUGCAAGGUUGCAUGCUUCUCAUGGUUACUGGCAAAGGAAGCUGUGCUCACACAUGAAAAUUUAAAGAAGAGGAACUGGACUAUGUGCUCAAGAUGUUUUCUCUGUGAAAAAGAAGUAGAGACAGUUGGUCACUUAUUUUUGCACUGCAGGAUAACUGAUCAGCUAUGGAAGAUCUUCAUUAAUCUCAGAGGCAUAGCCUGGACAAUGCCUAGAAAGAUUACUGAAGCUCUCUUUAGUUGGGAGGCAGCUGGAGCUGGAGCAGAUGACAUAAGCAGAUGGAAGAUGGUCCCUGCUUGCAUUUGGUGGGCAAUUUGGAAAGAAAGGAACUCUAGAUGCUUUGAGAACAGCAGCAACACAAUGCAGGAGAUCAAACUUAACUGUAUUAAGCUUUUUCUUUUUGGUGUAACCAGAUCUACCCAGAGGAUACUAUAUCUAUCCUAG
Messenger RNA from Lycium ferocissimum, 903 nucleotides. RefSeq lists its product as uncharacterized. The coding region runs from base 1 to 903 and encodes 300 amino acids. NCBI's taxonomy places the organism in Eukaryota, Viridiplantae, Streptophyta, Magnoliopsida, Solanales, Solanaceae. The record is from RefSeq and is a predicted model, not a curated record. The transcript has a single exon.